ACUGUACUUCUGAGAUCUAGGUAAGUAUUGUAUUCCGACAUGACCGUGUUUUUAGAGAUGUUGUUAACUUCGACUCGAUGACAGUCAGGGUUAGUGGUAGAUUACAUGAUGUUUUAAUUAAUUAAUCUCAAAUUAAAAAAAAAAAUCUUUUUAUAUAUAUGACUUCACUUCUGUUUCAUAACAUGUGAAAAUUUUCAGUGUGAACACACAUAUCUUGUGUGUAGCUACAGAAGUAGGUGUUAUGGACGGAUUGGACUGAUUAACAAAAAAAAUUUUGAAAAUGUUUAAUAGGUUUAUAAUUCUGGCAAGCUUCCAGCUUUGUGUUGAAUUAAUGUCGUGAACAUCCAUUAUUUUAAACACUUCCUCAAAACGCAUUCAACAGUAUAUUAAGCUGUCGUAGUAGGCCUAACAUUUUUUUUAAUUCUGAUAACAAAUUUAUUUUUGCAGAAUCCUAAUGUAGUUAAAAAUGCAACAGUCUUCUAAAGGAAAUUCUGGAGAAGAUGUAGCGGAAAGUCCCUCGGCUUUUUCAGUGUGUAGUUCUAAGGACGGACAAAUUAAAAGACUCAAUUCCGGAAAGCGCGACAGUGGAUAUGACUCUCCGGCAACCCCCGCUGGGAACCAACUCAUGUUUAAUUUUGAUGAUAUUCCCUUGAGAACAUCAGAUGACCACCCUCUUCAGGAAAGUUUUGAGAGUUUCGGUGCAUUUGAUUUGGAGGACCAAGUGUCGACCGGCGAUACCAGUGAUCAAGAAGUAGAAAUGGUCUUGUCGAACCCGAACUCCCCGGGGCUCGGACCGUCGAUCCCUGUGCCUACACGCCCCUCAGCACCCUUUCCUAGUGCAAAUGACAGAGAGAUGGAAUUUGAUUUAAUUCAAGGGAUAAAUAGUGACCCAGAACCACGGCCGUGUAUAUCUUCUCCCUCUCUCCACAGAAGCGUGUCUUUCCACAGGAACCGCUCCCGGAGACAGGGUUGCUACUUCCGGCCGAUAGUAAAUCGGUCUGUGGGAACUCAAACACCCACUCCCACUUGCCAAAUUGUUCAUGAUGUCAUAGAUCGCUUUCAUCCUUAUGGACAUAUACGAGAUUCCCUGGCGAGAAAUCGACACAAUUCAGCAGGGGAUCAUAAUCCGUCCACUUCUAGUCCGCUCCCUGACAUCAUUCCAGUAUCACGAGACCGUUCGGUGUCCCUACCGGAUGUCCCGUCUCUCCGCCAACAGCAGGAGCAGGCCGUGGGCCGGGAACUCCGCCGGAUCAGUGACGAGUUCCAUUACACCUUCAUCACACCCCCACGCAGAGCCAGUAUAUUUGGUGGUCCCCAGUCGUUCCCAGGCUCUGUCCGCUUCAAUAUGGCCAGCAUCUGGGACGGUUUAAGGAACCUAAUCGCCAGCCCGGUGACCAUUCAUGACGCAGACGCCGCCGAAAACGACCGUGAUCAGAACGACGAUGAAGUGUUUCCCGCCAAAUUUUGACGACCGGAAGAGUUUUGACGACGUCCAAGCCUUGGUUUUACUAUGACAUCUAAAGUGGAAACUAUCAUGCUUCUAAGGGUGCUCUAUGUUCAGAAUUAUGCAAUGGAUUCUCAUUUUAAGAGUUCGCGUUAAAAACGUAAAUCGUUGAGACAUUACGGUAGAUAAAUGUAAAUUUUCUGUUGUUUGCUCAUUAUAACGGCCUUGCCGUUUAUUUGGGUUUUUUUUCCUUCUGGAUCUCAUUUUCUUUUUACAAACUAUUUAAUGUGUAUUCCUUUUUUUCUCCUUAGUACUGACACAUGAGAGUAUACAGUAUUUUUGGUGCACAUCUCUCAUUCCGACAUAAUAUUUAAUCAAAGUUUAGGUGCAAACUCAUCGACAUAGCAUUGAAAACCCAACAAUUGUACUCUAGGAGUACUUCAGUUUGUUGCACGCUUUGAGCGUUUUGUUUUUCUUUUUCAAGGUGUUGCAAAUUCGGCGUUGUGUUCUUAUUUUUUAAACAUCAAAACAGAUUAUUCAAAAAUGUGUUCAGGUUGUUUUGUUUUUUUUGUUUGUUUGGGUUUUUUUUAAUAUAUAUAUAAAUGUAGAAAAUUAAGUAUGGAGUGUUCAUUGUCCUCUAGAAUGACGCAGAUAGAAGUUAGAGAUAGAGAUUGAUUAUAUAUAACUUCAAUCCCCACCCAGUCAUAUAUAUUUAGUUCAAACCUUUUUCAUAAAGUUAUAAUUAUCCCUUUGUUAUCACUGCAAUAAAAUGCAUCAAUACAUUGAUUUUUUUUAAAAGUGGAAUGAAGAGAAUGUACACAUAUUCAGAUAAUGAUUAGAUACUGCAGGAAUUUAUUGAUUUGACAUAGUCAUAGCGAAACGAUAGCGAGAUGCUACCAUGCGUCUAUUGCAAAGUCAAUAGGAAAACGCCCCUACUAAUUAGAUCACGCAACCAGCGAGAUCUAGAGCUGCAGCUGUGUAAGGAUGGUAGAAUCGAGUUGUACUGUAGACUGUAGACUUGCAGAGAUUUUCUGAUGUCAAAAUUUAGCACACAACGAAUCGUCAUCCUUUUCAUUGAGACACAUAAAUACAAUGAAGUGCUCACCUCGUCAAGAAGUUAAUCAUGUGAUGUCUUUUAGUUUUUAAAUAGCUGCAACAUUUGUAGUCCGGAAGGGGUUAUUUUUACAGGAUGACUUUUGUGGAUUGCUAUUUCAAGCUGUUCCCAAACUACUUCCCCUCUUACGUGAAUCACUCCGCUUUAUUGUAACGAUUUCGUUGCAGUUUAGUUUGUGUACAUAUAUAUUAUAAAUAUAACGAUGACUUUUUUUGUAAAUUGUUUGUUUCAUUUAUGUUAUGUGGCUUGCAGAUUAUCGAAUCCCAUAGAAAACACAAAGGUGAUGUUUAGAUACUGUACAUAUGUUUUUGCUGUACAUAGUUAUUUUGCUUGAAAUGUUUUGAACAUUUCCUUGCUAAGUUUUCCAUGAUCUCAAUAUCCCCCCGCCCCAGGUCACCGAACUGAACGUAUCCCUAACCAGCAAUGUGCCUAUCGAAUGUGCCAACGAUAAAACGUGUAGUGUAUUCACGUCAAAGUCAGACAUACUAAUGUUCACCUUCAUAAUAGAUAUACUCUUUUUAUUUUCUUUCCAGCACAAUUUUCUUUUUCUUUCGAUCAACCCUUUACUUACCACACAUGUAUUUUGCCUUCAUGGUUUCAUAAUGCAUUUUCACAUUCAAAAUUAUUUUUUGUUUACUUCUUUAUAUUCUGCAGUAACUCUCAGGUACAAGCACUUAUACAUUUUAAAAAAAAUAUAUUGUGCAUAUAUAUACAUGUACGUUUAUUUAUAUGUAUAACGAUAGUUCUUGGCCAAGCUCACAAUUAAUCGCACAAUGUAAAUACAAAGGUUCCCAGAAGUUUCCGUGUAGAAACUGAAAGGAAGUUCGGUCAAUGUAUUGUUCUUAUGUCACGAAAGCCAUUGGAUUUUUUUGAUGGGCAUUUUGAGUUGAUUGCGAUUGUAUACACAAAGCUGUAUAGAUUCGGGUACUAAGUGAUAUUACGGGGUACAAUUUUUAUUUUUCUAUUUAAAAAGAAAUGACUAGACAUAUGAUGUUAUACAUGGUAUAAUGUGCAGAUGAAAUAUAAAAGACUCUAGAAAAAAAAUCAAAAAUAAAGUUGACGAAACAGUUCUA
Molecule: messenger RNA, 3631 nt
Organism: Ostrea edulis (European flat oyster)
Lineage: Eukaryota; Metazoa; Mollusca; Bivalvia; Ostreida; Ostreidae
Exons: 3
Coding region: 467-1468 (333 amino acids)
Source: RefSeq, a predicted model, not a curated record